This is a messenger RNA of Exophiala aquamarina CBS 119918, 1656 nucleotides long. RefSeq lists its product as uncharacterized. The transcript has a single exon. The record is from RefSeq and is a predicted model, not a curated record. Lineage: Eukaryota; Fungi; Ascomycota; Eurotiomycetes; Chaetothyriales; Herpotrichiellaceae. The coding region runs from base 1 to 1656 and encodes 551 amino acids.
AUGAGCCAGAAAGGUUGUCCCGCCAAACAAAGAACUACUCCGAAACUGACUGUUCUUGAUGCUGCUACACAGAAUCCAGAAGAUGUACUCGAACAGUUGCCAGACUUCAAGGGCCUUGGUCCACAUUGUAUUAGAAAUGUGGUCAUUCUGGUCACUCCAUCGAUAGCUCCAGUGUUGGCGCGAAAGGACUUUCUCCAGUCGAUCAUCACCCGGAUUUACGCUUCUUUUGAAAAGCACGCGUUGCCGGAAUUCUGGCUGAAGAAAAAGGGUAUAGAAAUCAAGUCUCUAAGUGCUGUGGUGGAUGCACUGCCAUUCCGGGAGACGGCCGCAGCGCAGCAGCUUGAGUCAGAGGGCUUGUCCAUACUAUUCAGCUCGGGGUCGGUCUUCAGUGAACCAGGUUUUCCGACACCCGCUGGAGACGAUGACACUAGUUAUACUCUCACUUUCACGUCGGCCUACCACUCAGUUGAUCCUGGCAUACCAAGUCAAGAAAUAAACCCUUCACCUGUGCGAUAUCUGACCCUUCCAGUCGCCAACACAUUCUUCGUGAACGGCUCUCGUGCAACGCUCUUUCAGGAUACUUGGAAGGUCGACCUCAGCAGCGGCGGUUCCGUAAACGGCCGAGGGCUGGUAAAUGUUGCGUCACUUGUCAGUCAUGAAAGGAGGCAACAUCUUCAAAGGGCAACUAUUGCAGGAAAUUUUCACAGUAACGACUUAACCCAGUGUGUACUCCCACUCACGCCAUUGACCGAGUCCCGCGAAAUCACCAAGGCCAUGGGGAAUGUAGUGACGGAAAUCCAGCUUCCAGAGCGGAAAGCUCCAGCCUCGGCCGAGUUGGAGAGCAGCGUGUCUAAAUAUCUCAGGGAUAAUCCUGAUGCGACGGCGGCUGGCCCACUACUAAUAUAUGCCUCCAUUCGCCCACCGCGCUCAGCAAACGCAGGAACAUACGAGACACCUCCACAAGACUAUCUGCGGACCUUGAACUUUCUCGACACUUUUGAAGAGUGCACGAGAUUAUUCCGAGUGACGGGGGGGGGAGGUGGUUGGGGUAAGAAACAGGGACUCCUCUCCCUGGAUCCGGCUGUGGAUUUCGACAGCCAUAGCACGACUGACUCUAACUUUCCCGACAUCGGUGAGGAUGUGGAUGAUGUGAGUCAGUUGUAUGAACCUAAAGGUAUGAUGCCAGUGGGAAGCUCGAUACGGUUUUGGGUCUGGGACCACAAGGAUAAAAACAAGAAAAACGGCAUCAUCAAGGAGAACGUAACCGACCAUUUUCCAGACCUUGACCCUGAACAGGAGAAGCAGUCUCCGGACCGGGUAUGGUCUGGCCAGGACAACAUGCAUUUUGUGUUUGGCACUGGGUCGAGGGCCGAGGAAAGAGAAGGCACUGAAGGACAAGGCGCAGUGGUCUCAAAUAAGUCGAGGAUAACACACCAGUGUCUUUAUGGCUAUUUUGGAAUGCUAUCGUACGGAGGGGCUGCGAUAGGAAGCGCGGAGGAAAUAUUCCCAGAGGUUACAUACACAUCCAGACCGAGUUGGCACAGGCUCUGGGCGGGUGCUAGAAGCCGGGUUGAUGUGCCAAACACAACCUUCGUUCUCGAUGUUGACAGUGGGUAUUUUGAGAAGAGUUUUCCAGCAGAAGGAGUUGUCGAGUAA